Messenger RNA from Dipodomys spectabilis (banner-tailed kangaroo rat), 663 nucleotides. RefSeq names its product neurotensin receptor 1 (gene Ntsr1). Gene Ontology annotation, cellular component: plasma membrane. The transcript has 4 exons. The coding region runs from base 1 to 663 and encodes 220 amino acids. NCBI's taxonomy places the organism in Eukaryota, Metazoa, Chordata, Mammalia, Rodentia, Heteromyidae. Gene Ontology annotation, biological process: neuropeptide signaling pathway. Gene Ontology annotation, molecular function: G protein-coupled neurotensin receptor activity. The record is from RefSeq and is a predicted model, not a curated record.
AUGCACGUGGAGGAGUUCACAAGCUAUGCCAUCCACAAGCUGGAAGAGCCUGUUCGCUGCUCGCUGCUCACUGCUGCGGAGAAAGCUGUGAAGGAAAAACAGAAGUGGGAGGGGAACAGGAUCAACACCUUCACGUCCUUCGUGUUCCCCAUGGUGGUCAUCUCCGUCCUCAACACUGUCAUCGCCAACAAGCUGACCGUCAUGGUGCGCCAGGCCGCCGAGCAGGGCCGAGUGUGUGCCGCAGGGGCCCAGCCCAGCACCUUCAGCAUGAGCAUGGAGCCCGGCAGGAUCCAGGCCCUGAGGCACGGCGUCCGGGUCUUGAGGGCCGUGGUCAUUGCCUUUGUGGUCUGCUGGCUGCCCUACCACGUGCGGCGCCUCAUGUUCUGUUACGUCUCCGAUGAGCAGUGGACCCCCUUCCUCUACGACUUCUACCAUUACUUCUACAUGCUGACCAACGCGCUUUUCUACGUCAGCUCCACCAUCAACCCCAUCCUAUACAACCUCGUCUCCGCCAACUUCCGCCAGGUCUUCUUGUCCACACUGACCUGCCUCUGCCCCGUGUGGCGACGCAGGAGGAAGAGGCCGGCGCUCUCCAGGAAGCCCAACAGCGUGUCCAGCAACCACGCUUUCUCCAGCAGCGCCACCCGGGAGACGCUGUACUAG